UUUUUUUUUUUUUUUUAGAAAAAAUAUGAUUUUGAAGAGUGCAUGUAUACUCCAUUUUUUAAUUACCGGGUCUGUAAAACAAUUGGGAGCUUCUAUUAAUACUCGGUGGUUUGCCACGAUGUCCGAAUUACUUAACAAAGUUCCUGAUGUAGAUAUCGAUGCAAGUGGAAAGUUUAAAUAUAUGUUACUUAAUAUUCAUGAUAAAACCAACGAUGCCUUCAAACCAGUCGUUAGAGGUUAUACUAAAGCAGAAUGGCAUGACAAUGUUUACGAAGAGACUACAAAACAAUUGAAACAGUAUCCUGAUCUUGAAGUGGAAAGCUUGGGUGGUGGAAGAAUACUACAUGAUCCAGAAAAAAAAUCUAUCAAGGUUUAUGGUUAUUCGCAAGGAUAUGGAAAAGCCGAUCAUCAGGUAUCAGUCGAAUUGUUGAAGAAAAAAUAUACCGAUUACGAUAUUACAUAUUCGGAUGAUGGUUAUUAAAAGUAAGGCGGGAAAAAGGAAACAAAAGAAGUGUCUCUACUCGAUAUUAAAAUUCAGUUGAAUCUUUUCAUUUCUACAUGACUUGUUAAAUAUUUCAAUAAACGGAUUGAUAAAAAAUA
This is a messenger RNA of Vespula vulgaris, 600 nucleotides long. Its product is annotated as 14 kDa phosphohistidine phosphatase-like. The transcript is spliced from 4 exons. The record is from RefSeq and is a predicted model, not a curated record. Bases 26 to 481 code for a protein of 151 amino acids. NCBI's taxonomy places the organism in Eukaryota, Metazoa, Arthropoda, Insecta, Hymenoptera, Vespidae. Gene Ontology annotation, molecular function: protein histidine phosphatase activity. Gene Ontology annotation, cellular component: cytosol. Gene Ontology annotation, biological process: peptidyl-histidine dephosphorylation.